This is a messenger RNA of Oncorhynchus gorbuscha (pink salmon), 1653 nucleotides long. RefSeq lists its product as uncharacterized. The transcript has 2 exons. Gene Ontology annotation, molecular function: single-stranded DNA binding. The record is from RefSeq and is a predicted model, not a curated record. The coding region runs from base 133 to 948 and encodes 271 amino acids. Gene Ontology annotation, biological process: double-strand break repair via homologous recombination. Lineage: Eukaryota; Metazoa; Chordata; Actinopteri; Salmoniformes; Salmonidae. Gene Ontology annotation, cellular component: Shu complex.
GGAAGUUGUCUGACAGGAAGUGACACCACUUGGCGGGAAACAAAAAUGUUCUCUGCAGAUCACGCAUUGAGUAGAACGUUUUAUCAACGAUAAACCAAGUUCAUACAUGUAUAUAGAUAGCCAUAGAAAGAUAUGGCCGAUAUUUUGACGCAUGUCUUUAGGACAUUUAUCCAACACAAUGGAAAAACGAAGGAUUUCAAAGUCAUCGCACCAUCAAAAUGCAGUACCUUGGUGGUCGGAGACUGUAGCGUCAACCGUUCGUUGCUGCUACUUGCGGCGGUGACAGCUGCCUCUGAAUUGGGGCUCAAAGUCUCAUUUUUCACUCAGGUUCAAAUUCAGAGCCUUCCAGGAUUAUUAUACGAAUCCAUGUCCAACCUGAGCCCCGACAAUUUGAAGAAAAUCACGUUUUCAUACCCCAGGUCCUUGGAAGAUUUGCUUCAGCACGUGGCCUCUUUGCAUGAAUCAGCCUCUGGAUCUGCUGCCCCUCCGUCGCUGAUCAUCGUGGACGGACUGGAGGGCUACCUGCGUGGGCCUGGGGUGAGUGGUGGCCUUCAGCAGGCAGAGCAGUCCUCUGCUGCACACAUCUCUGCUCUGCUGUAUGACACGGCUGCAUUUCUCUCACAGACCUUGGAAGAGAGAGCCGCUAGUCUGGCCCCCUGUCGGGUCAUAGCCUCGUUCCAGUCCGAGUGGGAAGGGCAUGCUGGUGGGGACUCCUCAGACCCUGUCCUCUCAGUGUUAGACCGCUACUUUCAGGUUAGGUGUACCUUGGACCAGGACUGGAACUCUGCCCCUGCUGUAGCAGGACCACAGGACACGUGGCAUGUUUACCUCUCUGGUGCUGGGAUCACAGAAGACCCUAUUGCUAAGGAUGAGGAGGACUCAAGUCUGGCACGAGAAUGGCGACUGGUCAUUUGCCCCAAUCGCUCAAUGGAGUUUACAAUGGUUUGAAAUCUAUUAAAUGACUUACUAGUGGACAAGGAAUAAAUAAAAGACAUGCAAAAAACAUAUAUACUUAUAUUAAACAAUUGCAUUCCCAAAGACAGAUGCAAGGGGAACAGUUUUUUUCCCCAUUGUACAAAAUGGUUUUCACUAGUGUAUACAAAAGUUUUCAGCAAGGUUUUUAUGUGAAUUAAACCACUCUGACUGAAUUGUACUGUUCUUGACUGCUCUGGCACAAUAUCAUUUGAGUCUGUUCUCCCUUGCCCUGUUGUCUUCUCUCCUACACAAUGUGACUUCACAUUCAACCAUUCAAUUCUAAUUUACAUUACUUUUCUGUCUAACUGUUGUGCUUGUGGCGCUUUCUAAAAUAAUUUGUAGAGGGAAGAUUAGGCUGAUGUUAUAGACGGGACAGCAGAGAACAUCACGAAAAACGAUGUGCACCCUUCAAUGGGGCAGAAGGCUGUGUGUUGUCAUUCUGGAUGGCCAGAUAGCUAACAAUAAUGACAAACUGCCAAGUGGCUCGUUUCAGCUAGUUCUUUAUCUUGUUCUUGAUACCAUGUCUUGUUUUGACUGAUGUCACGUCUACGCUAAUAUGGUAAACAUUAGCUAGCUAACCACCAACUGUAACUAUGUAUUUGAGACAACAAGUGCUCAUUGUACAACCUUUAUGAUUUCAAUAAACAUUGGAGAUGAAAUAUAGUGUACAUGUUGUCA